Molecule: messenger RNA, 1153 nt
Organism: Hymenoscyphus albidus
Lineage: Eukaryota; Fungi; Ascomycota; Leotiomycetes; Helotiales; Helotiaceae
Source: the annotation of a GenBank genome assembly
CAAAGGUUGGUUACCAAAUGCUCCAGACAAGCGAUCAAAAGGCGGAUAAUAAUUUUGCCAAAUGUUAGAUGGCGUUCAAGGAGAACAAAAUGGCUGUUAUAGUCAUAGCUGGUAAGUUAUAUUUGAAUUCUUUGCGCGCCCGGCGACUGAGACAAAUAGACCUCCGGUCUUCAAUGACUUGCAUACCGCCUAUUCCUUGGUUGUGUCACGGAAACCCUGAACAUCGACCCGGAAAGUCCACACGAGACACAUGAACUCCUGGAAUCUGUAUGCACACAACGGAUGCAUGCUGGUAAACAAGCGCCUUUUUGGCAAUUUUGCGCCUCUUCACCCACCUGCCAUGGCUUCGGAUCCACGUCAAAAUAGCCACAUUGUUUGCAGCAUGGAAAACCAAAGACAAGUAACCGACACUCAAUCUCGGUUGCUGAGGCAAACCGAGGCGUGUCAUUCCCCCUACAACGUAGUCAUGGAUGAGAACUACAUAGGCGCAAAUCAUAUAAGUUUAUCACAGCCUUGAUAGUGUAAACGAUCUUCUAACAUCAGCAUAGGGAGCGCCAUAUAAAUAUGGUGUUCGCCAGAGAACCACCGAUUCUUUUUCUGAUGCUCCUCCGACCGUCCUGAAAGCAAUCAAGAGACUGGAGUGUGUCGCUGGCAAGGCCUUUAGUGAAGAUAAUGAUUCUCUUAACCAAGGGACUUCAGAAAAUUCUGCGCCUAAGUUCAACGAAGUGCUCACAGUAGGGUACUUUGAAAAGUCACUCAUGGGUUACCAUGAUGAUGGGGAGUAAGAGCAUGGUCAUGGACGAGAACUACUUAUGUUGCACGGUCUCAGUGACCCCCCAAGAGGCUUGUCGACAAACCGUUCAUGGUCGGCAAGCUUCAAAUCUGGGGCAGACACGAGACCUUCCGAAACCGCUCAAGGUUCAAUUGAAACAUCGAAAUCUCGGCGGAAUUACGCGACGACGAAGAUACAAUACUUCGCGUUCCUAGAACUCCACCCCAUAUGAGGUGUCUGGUCACUCAAAUCAUGGGGGAGGUCUGGGGACGUGGAAGCGAUUUGAUGGCGGAGACACUUGGCACUGCGAUCUUUCGUGGGGUGGAAGAGAUUCCUAUCAUAGAUUCAGAAUUGGAGCAUAAACACUUUGACAUAAUUUGA